ACUGGAAUGAUAAUGUUGGAGCAGUUUAUGAAAGAUUUGAUGUCAUCGUAGUUGGAGGAGGACACGCAGGCUGUGAAGCUGCACUUGCAUCUGCCCGAUUAGGGGCAAAAACUCUUCUUCUAACACUAAAUAUUGAUCGAAUUGCUUGGCAGCCUUGCAAUCCAGCAGUAGGUGGACCUGCAAAAUCACAACUAGUACAUGAAGUGGAUGCACUUGGUGGUGAAAUCGGGAAGGUUUCUGAUAGAUGCUAUUUACAAAAACGUGUUCUCAAUGUCUCUAGAGGCCCUGCAGUUCGAGCAUUGCGUGCGCAAACUGAUAAAAGGGAAUAUGCCAUGCAAAUGAGAAACAUAGUGGAAAGCACUCCAAACCUUUCUAUUAGAGAGGCAAUGGUGACAGACAUCUUAUUAGGAAAGAACGACAGUGUGGAAGGCGUCUGCACAUUUUUUGGGAUGAAGUUCUAUGCUCCUUCUGUUAUACUGACAACGGGCACUUUUAUGAGUGGUAAAAUUUGGGUUGGUAGAACUUCUAUGCCUGCAGGAAGGGCUGGUGAGUCAGCAUCACAUGGACUUACUGAGAACUUGCAGCACCUUGGAUUUGAAAUUGAUCGGCUAAAAACUGGAACCCCAGCACGUGUGGAUUGUCGUACUGUAGACUUUUCUGGAUUGGAAGCCCAGCAUGGAGAUGAAGAGGUCAGCUGGUUUAGCUUUGAUCCUGAUUUUCAUAUUGAAAGGGAGCAAAUGUGCUGCUAUCUAACACGUACCACGGCGAAAACACACCAGCUAAUUAAAGAGAAUUUGCAUGAAACUCCCACGUAUGGAGGAUGGGUUGAAGCUAAGGGACCCAGAUACUGCCCUUCAAUUGAAGAUAAGAUUGUCAGAUUUCAAGACAAAGAGUCCCAUCAGAUAUUUCUUGAACCAGAGGGCCGAACUGUGCCAGAGCUUUAUGUCCAGGGGUUCUCGACUGGGUUACCAGAGAGGCUACAGUUACCACUCUUAAGAACUUUACCUGGACUUGAAAAUUGUUCAAUGCUGAGGCCUGCUUAUGCUGUAGAAUAUGAUUAUUUGCCUGCUCAUCAAUGCUCUAGGGCUCUUAUGACAAAGAAGAUUGCUGGACUUUUCUUCUCUGGACAGAUAAAUGGAACCACAGGCUAUGAAGAGGCUGCAGCACAGGGCAUCAUUUCUGGUAUCAAUGCUGCCAGACAUUCAGAGGGUAAGCCCCUCAUUGUUCUUGAGAGGGAGAGCAGUUACAUAGGGACAUUGAUUGAUGAUCUGGUCACUAAGGAUCUUCGAGAGCCUUACCGAAUGUUGACAAGCCGCUCAGAACACCGGUUGCUGCUUCGAUCAGAUAAUGCUGAUAGCCGUCUCACUCCAUUGGGACGUGAAAUUGGUUUGAUAGAUGAUAGACGCUGGAAACUAUACCAGGAUAAGCAAGCUCACAUUUCAGAGGAAAAGAAGCGGUUGAAAACUGUCCGGAUUUCAGGAGGAGAUUUGGCUACCGAUGUGACUCACCUGUCUAGUCAGCCUGUAAAGGACUCUUCAACACUGGAGAGUCUUCUGAAGAAGCCGCACGUGCCAUAUAAAGUUCUUGAUAAGCAUGGUUUUGGGAAUGAACUCUUGUCUAAAGUGGAGAAAGAAUGUGUUGAGAUUGAUAUCAAGUAUGAAGGCUUCAUUAUGCGGCAACAAAACCAACUUCAACAGAUGGUCCAUAAACAACAUAAACCACUUCCAGAGGACUUGGAUUACUAUGCAAUGACAACUUUGUCUCUUGAAGCACGUGAGAAAAUUUCAAAGAAGCCGCCAGAGAAUCAGACAAAUGAGCAUCAAAUCUGACUUUGGAUUAACAUGAGACCUUUUGGAAAGCUAAGUGGCAAGAUGGUUUUUUGGCAUUAGGAUUGUGAAACUUAUCACAAAUAUGCUUCUGCUGCCUUGCACUUGAGGAAUUUUGAUCAUCUUUCUCACAAUUUUGCAGCAACAAAAGUGAAGGUCAGCUCAGGGACUCAAAAAUUAAAAGUGCAUUAUUUCAAAAUUAAUUUUCUUGUCAAUUUACUUAAAGUCUGUUGAUUCAUAGUUUUAGCAGCCUCACAAGUCGAUAGAUAUUGUAUUAGUUGUAGUCUUUGUAAUUAGUAUAAUAUGUGUACAUGCCUUAAUUAAGUGAAAAAUGUUUAGAAAUAGAAUUAAGACCUUCUAAGGUUGAUAUUGUGUACUUGCUACCAACUACAAUCUCAGGCAAUAUUAAUUUGGAGGCAACUGAA
Messenger RNA from Corylus avellana, 2251 nucleotides. NCBI's taxonomy places the organism in Eukaryota, Viridiplantae, Streptophyta, Magnoliopsida, Fagales, Betulaceae. The record is from RefSeq and is a predicted model, not a curated record.